Messenger RNA from Carlito syrichta (Philippine tarsier), 3994 nucleotides. RefSeq names its product zinc finger protein 484 (gene ZNF484). Gene Ontology annotation, molecular function: DNA-binding transcription repressor activity, RNA polymerase II-specific. NCBI's taxonomy places the organism in Eukaryota, Metazoa, Chordata, Mammalia, Primates, Tarsiidae. The record is from RefSeq and is a predicted model, not a curated record. Gene Ontology annotation, biological process: negative regulation of transcription by RNA polymerase II. Bases 96 to 2795 code for a protein of 899 amino acids. The transcript has 4 exons.
GGUAAAAAUUCCUGCAUUUAAAUCUUUGAGCAGUAUGGAUGGGAUGAUUUUUUUAAUGAUGUAGUUCUAGAAAUAAAUUUUUGGGUAGGAGGUGCAUGAGCACUAAGUAUUGCAUGUGUGACACUGGCGUACUUCCUUCUGUCGUCUGUACCUCUGCCCAUCUGGUGUUUUUGUUUGUUUUUUUUUUCCUUCAGAUUUCCGCCUCUUUCCCAGAACAGCCAAAAAUGACCAAGUCCCUGACACCAGUGUCGUUCAAGGACGUUACUGUGGAAUUCAGCAGGGACGAGUGGCGGCAACUGGACCUCACUCAGAAAAGCCUGUACAGGGAUGUGAUGCUGGAAAACUAUUUCAACUUGAUCUCAGUGGGAUGUCACAUUUCCAAACCAGAAGUUAUCUUCAGCUUGGAGCAAGGAGAAGAGCCAUGUAUGUUGGAUGGUGGGAUCUCUAGUCAGAAAUGCCCAGAUGGGGAUACUGGUCUUGAAUCUUUACAACAGGGAAUGUCUGAAGUGUAUUUCCAAUCUGAGAGAAUUAAUCUCUUCACAAGAGAUGACCCAUAUUUCAUUUUAGAAGAAUUGCAGAAAGAUGAUGAACAGACAGGAAGAUAUCAGAAAAACCAGAAGAAAACUAUAUGCCACAAUGCCUUCAUCAACAAGGAAACACUAGCUAAUGAAAGGGGCUGUGAAUAUAAGGACAUUGGAAAGAUCGUUCAUGUAAAUACACACCUUGUUUCCUCAAGAAAAGGACUCCAUAACUAUAACUCAUUAGGAAAAAGUUUAGAGCCUAUUGUAAGCUUAUAUGAUUAUAAUAGAAACAAUGCAACAGAAAAUCUUGAUAAGAUUAUCGGAUAUGAUGAUGUUUUUACUCAUCUGAAAUCUACACAAGUAAAUGUUUGUGAAAGUAAUGAAUGUGGGGAACUUCUGAGUCAUAAGCAGGCUCUCAUUCAACAUCAGAAAGUUCAUCCUGGUGAGAAUCUCUGUUUGUUUUCUGACUAUGCUAAAGUUUUCUCCCAGAAGUCACACCUCUUUGCACAUCAGAGUGUUUACACUAAAGAAAAACAGCAUGAAUGCAGCGAAUGUGAGGCGGUUUUCCCUCAGAAACCCCAACUUGCUGCAAAUAAGAGGGUUUAUGCAGGAGAGAAACCACAUAUAUGCACUGAAUAUGGGAAGGAUUUUCCCCUCAAGUCAAGCCAUCAGAAAAUUGGUAAUGAGGAGAGUUACUAUAAAUGUCAUGAAUAUGGAAGAGCCUUUAUCCAGAAGUCGGAGUUGUUCAGAGGCCAGAGAAUUCACGCUGGAGAAAAACCCCAUGAAUAUAGUGAAUGUGGUCAAAACUUUUCUCAGAAUUCAAGCCUCAAUAUACGUAAAAAAAUUCAUACUGGAGGAAAACACUUUGAAUGUCCUGAAUGUGGAAAAGCCUUCACAAGGAAAUCGACACUAAGUAUGCAUCAGAAAAUUCAUACAGGGGAAAAGCCCUAUGUAUGUACUGAAUGUGGGAAGGCCUUUAUCCGCAAAUCACAUUUUAUCACACAUGAAAGAAUUCACACUGGAGAGAAACCCUACGAAUGCAGUGACUGUGGGAAAUCCUUUAUUAAAAAGUCACAGCUCCAUGUGCAUCAGCGAGUUCACACAGGAGAGAAUCCCUUUAUAUGUUCAGAAUGUGGGAAGGUUUUCACUCACAAGACAAAUCUCAUUAUACACCAGAAAAUUCAUACUGGAGAAAGACCCUAUAUGUGCACUGAAUGUGGGAAGGCCUUUACUGACAGGUCAAAUCUCAUUAAGCACCAAAAAAUUCAUACUGGCGAGAAACCCUAUAAAUGCAGUGACUGUGGGAAAUCAUUCACAUGGAAGUCCCGGCUCAGGAUACAUCAGAAAUGUCAUACUGGAGAGAGACAUUUUGAAUGCAGUGAAUGUGGGAAAGCAUUCAUUCAGAAGUCAACACUAAGUAUGCACCAGAGGAUUCAUCGAGGAGAAAAACCCUACGUUUGCACUGAAUGUGGGAAGGCCUUCUUCCACAAAUCACAUUUUAUUACUCAUGAGAGGAUUCACACUGGAGAAAAACCCUAUGAGUGCAGUGAUUGUGGGAAAUCCUUCACUAAGAAAUCACAACUCCAUGUACAUCAGCAAAUUCACACGGGAGAAAAACCCUACAGAUGUGCUGAAUGUGGAAAGGCUUUCACUGACCGGUCCAAUCUCUUUACGCACCAGAAAAUUCACACUGGAGAGAAACCUUAUAAAUGUAGUGACUGUGGAAAAGCCUUUACUCGAAAGUCUGGCCUGCAUAUACACCUGCAGUCCCAUACUGGAGAAAGACAUUAUGAGUGCCAUGAAUGUGGGAAAGCCUUUGCAAGAAAAUCAACACUAAUUAUGCAUCAGAGAAUUCACACAGGAGAAAAGCCCUAUAUUUGUACAGAAUGUGGGAAGUCCUUCAUCCAGAAGUCACACUUGAAUAGACAUAGGAGGAUUCAUACGGGAGAGAAACCCUAUGUAUGCAGUGACUGUGGAAAGUCUUUCAUUAAGAAGUCACAGCUCCAUGAGCAUCAUCGAAUUCACACUGGAGAGAAACCAUAUAUGUGUGCUGAAUGUGGAAAGGCCUUCACCAUCAGAUCCAAUCUCAUUAAACACCAGAAAAUUCAUACUAAACAGAAGCUCUAUAAAUGCAGUGACUUUGGGAAAGCCUUAAACUGGAAGCCGCAACUCAGCACACAUCAGAAAACCGACACUGGGGAAGUAGAAUACCCAAUGCCACAAGUAUGGUGUGGGGACGCAGGAGGUGACCAAGACCAGUGUUCUUCUAUUUAGUCAGAAUUUUGAAGCUCUGGAUCACAAAACUGAUAUCCAGUUACACAUAUGCAUAGGUACUUUGGAGAAAAUGUCUAAGCAAUGUGUAUUGGCUAUUCUUUGUUACUUGGCAACUACUAGAAUUGUCAGCCCCCUGCAAAUAAUAUUAAAUGUGCAAGAUGACUUGCAGUCUUCCUUGUUUCACUUUUUUGGUAAACAGUUUUAUAAAUUUAGGGCUGUUGAGUUUUUUGUACCCUGGGUACCAAAACUAUACAAUAUUGACCAAAAAAGUUUUUAUAAAAAGUGGAAUAGUGAGAAAUUUUACAUUGUCUAAGCACCCUGAGGACAUUGAAUUCAAGGCAAUUCAGGUCUAUAAUGAAAAGAAACCAGACGCUCUUGUGAUAAUUAACACUAAAGACACAAAGGACUCUACUUUUUUUCCUAUUGUUUGGGAAGUUACUAUUAUUUAUGGUUUUAUAGUAUUUAUUGGUGGACGCUGUUGCAGGUAUCCAAUGCGUCUGAAAUUGCUCUUGGACUAUUUCCCAAAAGUGAUUAAUGAUGUAAACAUCAGUCCCAUAACUACUUGUCACCUCAGACUGACCAGGGAACCAGAUCUAGAUGACCGCACUUUGAAUCCUCAGCUUGAUCCAGAGAAACCUGUACAUUUUUACUGAUUCCUAUUUGGAGAAAAAGACAAGUUAACAAAAUGGGCUUCAAAAUCUAAAAUAGUUUUCUUCUAAUUGGGUUAGUACAUUCUCUACAUGUUCGCUACAUGCUAGAUUAUCGUGAGAUAAAAGUGUCUUGCAUUUUAGUUUGUUUUUGUAUUAGACAAAAUGGAGUUAAACAUUGGGAAGAGUAUUUCUCCUAUUGCCUCCCAAUCUCUUCAAAUUAACGUUAUUUAAUUGUGUUUUUUAAAUCCUCUAUAUUCUGAUAGACUUUUUUUGCCUUUUGUUCUAUCAGAUACUGAAAGAAGUAUGUUAUCAUCUUAGAGAUUAAUUGUGAAUGUAUCUCCUUUAGAGCUAUGGAUCUUUGCUUGAUACAUUUUGAGUCUUCGAUUUUAUAUACAAAUUUAGAUUUGUUAUCUUCCUGGUUAAUUGGAGCUAUCAUUAUGAAAUGUCUGUUUUUAUCUCUAGUUAUGCUUUUUGCUUUAACAUUUACUGUUAGAUAUUAAUACAGUGUGCAUAUUUCACUUAUUAAAGGCUAACAUAAAGUAGUACUCA